Messenger RNA from Macrosiphum euphorbiae (potato aphid), 1011 nucleotides. The record is from the annotation of a GenBank genome assembly. Lineage: Eukaryota; Metazoa; Arthropoda; Insecta; Hemiptera; Aphididae.
AUGAUUAUGGAAGCAACUAAUCCAGAGUUAGAUUGGCCAACUUUUCCAGUCAAAAUAGUUUCACAACUUUUCAAUUCGUUUGAGGAUGCUAAGAUGAAAGAAAAAGAAUUAUUCUUGUCUGCAUCUGAAUCCGAAAGUCCAGUGAAAAAAAAAAGAAAAACCAAAAAGGUUUAUCCAGCGCAAAUUGAAUUAGAAAGUGACAGUGCUUGUAGUAGUACACACACAACUCCUAUAAAAGUUUUGAAAAAAAACGAUGUUAAUGUAGUAGACCACCAACAAAGUGGAUCUUCAGACCAUUUUGAACUGCAGAUAAAUCAGAUUUCCGAUCAGUUAUUACCAAACAUUAUUUCUUCAUCCAUGAACACUUUGUAUGAUACUGUAUGUAUCAACACAGAUGAUUAUAACGCAGAGAUAGAUUCACCUGCUAUGUUUGAAAUAAACACUCAGAGUACUCAGAGUAUGGAACAAUCAAUAUCAAACAUAUUAACAGAAAAUCAGGAAGAAUUUAAUGAUGUCAAUAUGAUGAACAAUUUAUUUAAAAAUGUAAUUUCUAUACUGGCAUAUGUAAAACGAUUGGACAGCAAAAUAGAUUCAUUGAUCCAAAACAAUAAAAACACACUUAACAUUCAAACUGUUAACAACGAUUUUAAGAAAAUCUUUCCAUUCAAAUAUAUAGAAUCCGUGGAUGACAUGGAAAUCAAAUUAAAACAAGAUGAAAACACUUCUGAUCAACUGAGAAAUCUACUGCAAAAAAUUGGCGGCACUGGUCUAAAAAACUUUGUCAAAAGAGUUUUAGAACGAUUAUUUACUAACGAAUUAUCCACAAAAUAUUCAUGGACCGGUUUCAAAGAUAAUCACUCACUAAGAAAUUUAAAAAUGAUUAAAAUCAUGAAAGAUGUUGCCAAUAGUACUUUUUCGGAAACUGAAGCCAACUUUGAAGCACACAUUAAAGAUUGGUUCCGUCACGGCUCUCAAAGAUAUGCAAGAGAACAACAAAAAGAAUCUUCCUAA